CCACAUCAGUGAUGUUGUUACAGAAACACUCAUCAUAUAGUCUACUAUAUAUACUAUAUACUCAUCAAAUAGUCCGUGUGCGCGGUGUGGUUUGGCGCUGCUGAUGCGCGCGAGUUUUCAAAGUGGGCGAGUCCGCGGCUCUUAAAGGAGACGUCCAACCGGCUGCGUUAGCUUUGUGCCUCUCAAAGUCUACUACCUGGCUUAAAUUACACGCAAACUGGCGUUAAACUGUUUUAUUGCCUAACGAGUCUACAUCUUUGAUCACACGAUUUGAGGUGGAUGUUUUUUUUUAAGCAUAGCGAGGUGUUUUUUUUGUUUUGGGGGUGAAGCUCGUUGCUGCUAAGGCGAGCUAACAUGGCCAGGUUACCUCUUGUUAGCUAGCGCCACUGCUUUGUAUUGUAAACAGUAGUGUGGUUAGCAGUUAAUGCCAUCUAAUAAAAGAAUAAGCAGCUCACAAAAAGAAACCAUCGUCUCAUUCAUGCCAACAGAGCACCGUGCUCCAGCAGGCUCUGCAUCAUGUCUAUUGAUUUUGACAGUGCUGCUCUUCAAACCCAGCAUGAUGAAGAGGAAUACGAUCAGGAAGACUAUGCAAGAGAGCAAGAGCUGCAGAAACUGCUCACAGACCUGCCCGAUGACAUGCUGGAGGACAGCAGAGACUCCUCCCCGGAGCUGGAGUACUCUACCUGCAGCAAUAAAAACACUGGCAACAGCCCACAAUCCACAUGGACUCCACAAUGGUCAGCUCAUCCAAGGCCAACCUCUCAUGAACAGAACUAUGAAGCUGACUAUGAUCAACGCUCUCAUGAUGAGUACGCUUAUGAAGAUGCAGCUGCUCAGAUUAAUGGACAUCAGAGUCACCCUCAAAGUCAACAUCUGCCUCACGCCUGGAACCAGCAGUCACAGGAUCCUCAGUACACUCAGGGAGAUUAUACAUACACCAGCAUGGGCACAGAAAAAUCUACGGAGACCAAUGAUUUCUCAGCCGACGAGUAUGAGUCCAAACCACUCUCUCAAGGCACAAAUCAUGCAGUAGUGUAUAAUGGAGGAGGAGGGUGCAGAGACAACCAAAACUACGGGGACCACAACAACGCCAGAAACCAUUUUCAAGAUUUAAAAACCGGACCGGGGGUCAGAGUUGUGGAUCAGUACAAGGCCAGCUACAAUCCUCACCAUCCUGCCCAUCAGCCAAAGAUGUUUAACUCACAAGUCGCUCUCCAGGAAGGUCAACUUAACCAUCUGCAACGAGAAUUCCUUGACUCGACACAACAAACUGCUGAUAGGGAGCAGCUUGCUCAGCUGCAGAUUUUAAACAAGGCUCAGCAAAGGCAAAUUGAAGACUUGGAGCAAAAACUGGAGGAUUCAAGGCGCAAUAUGAGAUACGUCGAGCAUCAGUUUGCAAUUGUUAAAGAUGAAAAGGAUGGCUUAGCAGUAAGUCUAAAGGAGUCAAGUCGAUUGGUUGAAGAGGCCAAGGAGAGAGAGGUUCAAAUGCAAAACAAACUGAAGGCAAUGGAGCAGCAUGUAAAGGUCCUUAUUGACAGAGACCAAGAGAACACGAAGAAGCAGAGGGUGGCAGAGGCUGCAGUGGACAGCAUGAAGCAGCAGAUGCUUGAGCUUUGUCGCUCUGACACCUUGUCCAGAACACGGGAGCAGCAUGACAGAGACCUUACCGUCAUAAAGGAGCAGCAUGACGCUGCACUGUUGAUACUACAGCAGAAACUAGACUCUACUUCUCAAGCUCUGACUGAACAGAUUGAAGUUAGUCAGCGGUUAGGAGAGCAGGUGAAAAAGCUGGAGCACCAAAGAGAAGAAGAACAACUGGAGAGAGCCCGAGUCGUCAACACCCUCACUCAGCGUCUGGAGGAAAGUCAACAACAGUGUGCCAAGCUGCUGCAGACAAGUUCAGUGCAGGAGAUGACUCAGAUGCAAAUCAAACUACAACAGGCUCUAUCAGCCAAGGCACUAAGUGAAAACAUGAGCAAAGUCUUGCAGGAGGAUAUGUCUGAUUUGAAGGAGCAGAUCAGUCUGUAUGAAUCUGCUGUGAAACAUGGCGUUAUUGCAUUAGACCUGAGCAGCGACUGGGAAAACCAAAUGUCUGAAUCCUGUGUGGAUUUAGGAUUAAAGAAAACAAACAGGAAAAAUGGACUGCUUCACAGUACUGCCCUGACUCACCUGUCGGACUCCAAGCUGCCCAAAGAUGAAGCUUUACGGCUGCUGCGAGUGGAGAUGCAGCGCUGCCUGAGUAGUCUGAAGGGGAAGCGGCAGAAGAUCAGUCAGCUGCAGGAGGAGCUCCAGCUCUGUCAGGGUCAAGUGAACGAGCUGCAGACCCAGUUAGAUGAAGCCAAGCUCAGUUCUUCGGUAAGACAGACCAGCCAGAUGAAACAUCUAGACAUAACUGGAGAGUCCCAGAAAGAGUUCAUGAGACUCCAGGAAGACAAAAGACUCUUGCAGGAACAAGUGGAGGCGCUGGAAAAGAAGAAUAAGGAGCUGAAACUGAGUGAAGAGAAGGUGAGGUCUGCCAACUUUGAGCUUUGCUCCAAGAUGAGGGAGAUGAUCCAGGAACUGGACCAAGAGAAGCAAGAGGCUUCUGAAAGGUCUGAGCGGAUUCAUCAACAGUAUAGGGAUGACGUGGUGAACCAGAUCAGAACAGAGCUCAUGCUGGAAAAUGACGCUUUGGUUGAACAGCUGACCGCACAGCACCAGAAGCAGUUCCAACAGCUAGAGAUCCAGCUGUCAGAGGCCAAUGAUAAGAUGUUGGCCGUGCAAGAGUGUUACAUAUCUGUCUGCAAGGAGAAGGACAUGCUUGAAGAAAGAAUGCGCAACAGAGAGAAGGAGGAAGCUUUGAUCAGAGAAAAUGAGCAAAACAUGAGAGAGGAGAGCGGUACAGCUGUGGAGAAGGUGAAGGCUGAGCUUGAGGCUCAGCAUCAAGCCUCAAUAAACCAGCUUAAAGCUCUCUGGUCCAAAGAAAAGGAGACCGAGAUCCAGCUGCAGGUGAACUCUCACGUAGCCUCGGCCAAGGCUGCUUGGAAGGAGGAGCUGCAAAAGAUGGAGAAGACCUGGGACCAGAGGCUGAAGGAGGCUAGGAGGGAGAAAUACAGAGAGACUGCUGAGACAGCCUGUCAGGCAGAUGAGACUGAGGCCAGCAGUGUCACAGUUAGUGUUGAGGAGCUGGAGUCCAGGCUCAGAGCCCAAAAACAGCAGCUACAACUCGACGCUGACAAGGUUAAACGCAAAGCUGUGGAAGAAGCAAGGAAACAAACCCAGAGAGAGCUACAUGAGAAACACCUGGAGGACAUGGCCAAACAGGUUGAAGGUGCAGUCACAAGAGCCUACCAUCGCUGGAUUGAGGAUUUGACUUCAUUACCAGAAUACCAAGCAGCUCUCCAAACGGAAAGGGAGAAAUGGGAAGAACUACAAGAACAAUGCACAGAACAACAGGUGUCCCAAGCCCUGAGGGAGGCAGAGGGCCAGUGGCAUAAGAAGCAAAAGAACCAGCAGGAGGAACAAAGCUCUGGAAACCAGAGGGUGGAGGAGCUCCAAGAGGAGGUGGCAACUCUCCAGACUCGGCUGGAGCAAGUGAGGAGAGAGCAAGCUGCCCUGCUGAAGGCUGAGCUGGCCGGAGCUAGAGCAGUCUGGAACCGAGACAAACAACAGGAGAUCUCUGCCAUCCAGGUCCGCAGUGAGCAGGUGUACCAAACCAAGCUGCAAGAGCAGCGCAGAAAGCUGGAGCAGGCUUUACAGCAAGCCAGAGAGGAUGCGGACCUCCAGAAGAAGGAGAUGCUCCUGCAGAUGGAGGCCAGGCUACAACAGACUCUGGGGGCCCGAGAGGAGGAGUGGAGAUGUCAACAUGCAGAGAAAGAGCAGGCCCAGAUACAACAGAUGAGAGAUGAAAUACGAGCAGAGAUUCAGACUGGUCUGGCAGAGGUCCAGGCAUAUCUUCUCAGGGAUCCCAAAACAGAUCAGCAGGGCACUAAAGACAUCAGGAGGACCAGCGGGGCCACAUCAGAGGACACAAUAACACACCUCAUCCAAACGUCCUGCAAAGACAUAGCCAACAGAGCAGUAUCUCAAGCCAAGAAAGAAUGGAAGAAAAUAAGUGAGGAGAGACUGACCCGUGUGUUAAAAGAAACACAGCAACAGCAUGAGAGAGAAAUCGACAAAAUGCAGAGCUGUUUGUCCCAGAGGAAGGAACAGGCUUGUUGCAGGAAAGAGUGCACUGAGACUGUAAGUAAGCUGCAGAAGAAGAACCAGGAGCUCCAGAGACACUUGGAGAAGGCCUGUCGUCACCUCCAGCACAGAGUUCGAGAGCACAAAACUGUCAUGCAGCAUCUGAAAGAUGAGCAUGAAAGGAGCCUACAAAAGGCAAAGGAGGAACAUCUGCAGCAGCUAGAGGAAGUGAAGAGAGCCAAAGAAUCCUCGGGUUCUGAUCACCAACAAAGUCUCCAGCAAGGCCUCGAGGAGAUGAAGCAGCAGUACCUGAUGACUGUAGAAAAAAUCAGAGGAGACAUGCUGCGUUACCUCCAGGAGAGUCGGGAGCGAGCAGCGGAGAUGAUCCGCAUGGAGGUGCAGAGGGAGAGACAGGACACUGCCAGAAAGAUGCGGCGCUAUUAUCUGACCUGUCUGCAGGAGUUACUGGAGGAUGGAGGAAAGACUACAGGCAGGGCUGAAAAGAAAAUAAUGAAUGCUGCAAGCAAGCUUGCAGCCAUGGCUAAAGUGCUGGAGACGCCGAUCAAAAGUAAAUCUGGAAAGAACUACAGUUUACAAAGUUGUUUCACAGCCGUGUCCACAGCUGACUGCGCUCCAGGAGUGCACGCAGGUUUCAGUAAGAACCUGCCAGCACUAACUGAGCUUCCUGACACCUGGCCAGAGGACAGAUCCCUCAGGGGGAAGACUUCUGCUGAUUCAGAACAGAAAGAAACGGCUGCAGGAAGGACUAAACCUUUAAGGCACCAGGACAUUUGCUCUUCUGGGAAAAAGGAGGCCUCCGUAGAUGCAGGACUGAAACCCCAAACUGCUGCUCACACACACCUCCGCUCUAACAAACCUUCCCAACAUGUGGCUUCUCCAUCCCAGGUGGAUUGUGUCAGUGUGUCUGCGAGGAGUAAAAGUAGGGAGCUGUACCUGCAGGGAGCUGACUCCAGCAAAGCAAACAACCGCCCCGACUCAGAACGACAGAACAAACCCUUCGUCCUCAUCCAAGAGGCUCCUGUAAGAGACGAGAAACGGACCGACUGGAGCAUGACCAGUAGUGACUCGGACAUGGGCUUCCAGGUUUCCAGGCACUCGUACUCGGGAAGGAAAGUAGAACCAGUGAAGCCAUUUUCUAUCUCUGCUGCAUCAACCAGCGACUUAGGAGAGUUUGGUGGCCUCACCCCGGAUCUUUCUGACAUGACUGUUUAUAAUGAAAUUGCCAAGAAGACACCUCACACCCAGACCUUGAACCAUGCAAAGGUGAAUACACACAGAGAGCCCACCCCUGGCUCUGAGGCUGAGAAGCAGCAUGGAGUUUGUUCCAGGCCUCUGUUCUCUGAGUUGAGACAGCGCCAGCAGGACAGCGGCUUUGAUAGCCCGUUCUACCAACAAAAAUAACAAUGUGAAAUAAGGAAAUGAACUUAAAACUGACUUGACAAUUUCAGUUGGCUUACCAAAUAGUGCCUUUAAUACAGUGUAUAAAGUUUACAUGAUGUAGAACUUUUGCCUUCGUAGCUGCUUGCGGUGUGUUUGUGUGUAUAGUGUUUGUUCCAGUGUAAAAGACACUCCGGUUACAUUUUGUACCUCUCUGUCCCGGUCUAGAUCAUCUCUCACCUCUGGCAUAAAUAUUGGCUUGUUUCUUUUGGCCUCUCAUUAUCCUUUUUACAUUUCAGGGGGGUUGAUAAAUACAGCCUUGAUAGAUAAAAAUGUGUUUAGAAAGAGAGCUCUUUUUUUUUUUGUAGGAAAGGUGUUUAUGAUGAUAUUUCACUUCUAACAAACAUUUCUGGUUUUGCUUCUCAGUGUCGACUAAUGAAAGUUAAUAUUCAAGAGUGUUCAGGUAUUUCUUUGCACUUUGAAGAAAAUGUUUUCAGGUCAAAAGUUGUUUCUCUGCCCACAUUUUUUAAAUGAUACCUUGAAUGAGAGAUAUGUUAAUAAGCCUGUAUGAGUACAAGAUGAGGUGCAGGUUUUUACAAAGCUUAUGUCAACCUGUGUUCUGUUUUCUCUCUGGGAUUUGUAGGAUUUAGAUUUCAGUGUGUCUGUGUUUUUAUAUUUUGAACUAUUUUAUAUUACAUUAAUGAGAUAUGCUGUGCAUACAUUAUGAAUGUUUUUAUAUAUUGCUUUAAAUCAUUUUAAUAAAUCUUAUCACCUUAUGGCAAACUAAGAA
Messenger RNA from Dicentrarchus labrax (European seabass), 6352 nucleotides. RefSeq names its product centrosomal protein 152 (gene cep152). Gene Ontology annotation, biological process: centriole replication. NCBI's taxonomy places the organism in Eukaryota, Metazoa, Chordata, Actinopteri, Moronidae. The record is from RefSeq and is a predicted model, not a curated record. Gene Ontology annotation, cellular component: centrosome. The coding region runs from base 517 to 5586 and encodes 1689 amino acids. The transcript has 28 exons.